Molecule: messenger RNA, 5068 nt
Organism: Chelonus insularis
Lineage: Eukaryota; Metazoa; Arthropoda; Insecta; Hymenoptera; Braconidae
Gene: tutl
Product: turtle
Exons: 16
Coding region: 909-4940 (1343 amino acids)
Biological process (GO): cell-cell adhesion
Molecular function (GO): protein binding
Source: RefSeq, a predicted model, not a curated record
AUGCACUCGCUAGCAAACCAGUCUGAGAGUCUCGUUCAGUGUUUCAUUCAUUUUUUACGGCUUAUCAUCUCUUGUCACUCGGAAUCUCCUGACCAGACUGGAUCAUUAUAAAAUAUCAAUUAAUUUUCACAAAAAUAUCCAACCCUAAAAGAGAGCCGGUAAAAGUUGUUUACUUAAUAAUUAAUAAAUAAAAUCCAUCAAAUAGUCAUUAAAAUAAAUAAAGUGAUUGAUUGAGUAUUUGUAAAAUUGAAAUGGUGUGUGAUAAAAUGGAAAGCUUCAUCAGUUAUCAAUUGAUCAAGUGAUUAGUGAACUUUAACAGGGCACUAGGGCAUUGUGAAAAGUAGUUAAACUUUGACACAAUAGUAUUGUGUGGAUUUGCUGAAUUCCAUGAACGUGCGGGUCAAGUUGAGACUUACAUUAGGUAACAAUUUGACGAGUGAAUCGUUUGAUCACAGGUGGAGAUACGUGGAGAAUAAUUGAAGAAGAAUAGUACUUUAUUUGGUAUCAUCAGAGAAGCAACAAUGUCCUAGCGAAGGCAGGAGAAGGUCUAAAUAAAUGUCCCUCAUCCCUUGAUACCUCUACCCACCCUAUUCCUUAAUUGAUCAUUAUUAUAAUGUACGAGAGAUCGGAAGAGCAAAGGAAGACACGCAGGCGUGUAGACUGAAUCCAGGUCCAAAGUCCUUAAUCCCAGGGUGAUCCUCGCCCCGCCCGCAUCCUCAUUUCUCUCUUGGCAACUGCAUCCUCAACGAAGCAACUAAAAUCAUCUAAACAGGAUCUAUCAUCAGGUGAUGCUUUCAAUUGGUGGAGGAGGAUAGUGGAAACGUCAGAGUGAAGGCAGGAAGACUAGAUAGACGAGACAAACAGUGGUAGUGGUGCUGAAACGGAAGGGGUACUAUGGGAGCGGGGGAAUGGAGGGCGGAGGAGGGCUACAUGCCACGGACCUCCAUCGGCGGUUUACAACAUCCAGAAGUACCAAUGGUCCUCAAAGGAUUUUUCAACCCUUAGGCCACCCUGGAGAUCACUCUGCUUCUGUAGAUGACGAUAGAUCAAUUUCAGAGACGACAGAAGGCUUCACUUCCGGCCAGCCCACCUGCAUUGGGGUCAGGACACGUGACAGACGUCAGUCGAGUACAGACAGCCUUGCGUGGCCUUGUCUCAAUAAAAGCAAGUUGGAAGGCCCGGGACGACGGCGAAAACGUCGACAGGAGAGUCUAAAACUCUCGUUGGAUAGUCUACUAAAGGCUAGUGUCAAGAAUGAGGAUCAGAAGUAUCAAACGAUGGAGAGAAGAAGACUAUGGAGGUGUAGAGGCUUUCGACAAAUCACGGAAAUGCUUGUUGGAACAUUGUUGCUUGGCAUUGUACUACUCGUUUCACCAGGCCUCUGUAAUCAUCAAGACGCAGUUCACAUAACAGCUAUCUUGGGAGAGAGCGUGGUUUUCAACUGUCACGUAGAGUUCCCCGGUGAGCACCCAGUGCCCUACGUUCUCCAAUGGGAGAAGAAGGUAGGCGACACGGAAAUACCAAUUUACAUUUGGUACGAGUCGUAUCCGACACACAGUGGAGAAGGCUACGAAGGAAGAGUUUCAAGAGUUAAUCCAAACUCACAUUAUGGUAUCGCUAGUCUCAACCUCACCAAUAUUCAAGAGAAUGACCAAGGAUGGUACGAAUGCAAGGUCGUCUUCCUCAACAGAUCACCAAACAGUCCUAAAAAUGGCACUUGGUUCCAUUUGGAUGUUCAUGCACCACCACGAUUUACCAUGACUCCCGAAGAGAUGAUCUACGUCAAUCUGGGUGAUGCUAUAAUACUAAAUUGCCAAGCUGAGGGUACACCAACGCCGGAAAUAGUUUGGUACAAGGAUGCCAAUCCAGUUACGACCUCGAGUACUAUCGGAAUUUUCAAUGAGGGCACGGAACUACGAAUUGCGUCAAUCAAGAAUGAGGACAUUGGUGACUAUACAUGUAUCGCAAGAAAUGGAGAGGGUCAAAUUAGCCACUCAGCACGCGUUGUUAUCGCUGGAGGAGCUAUUAUAACUAUACCACCAACAAAUCAAACAAAACUUGAAGGUGAAAAAGUACAAUUUCCGUGUGAAGCAAAAGCUCUCCCGGGCAAUGUGACAGUUCGUUGGUUUCGUGAAGGUGCCCCUGUUACUGAAGUUUCUGAAUUAGAAACACGAGUAUCCAUCCGAAAGGACGGAAGUCUAGUGAUCAAUCCAGUAAGUGCCGAUGAUUCUGGAUUUUACCUCUGUGAGGUAACGAAUGGUAUUGGUGAGCCUCAGAGUGCUACCGCCUAUUUAAAUGUUGAAUAUCCCGCAAAGGUGACAUUUACACCAACAGUUCAAUUCUUACCAUUUCGGUUGGCUGGUGUCGUUCAGUGUUACAUAAAAGCUAAUCCUCCUCUUCAGUAUGUCACUUGGACCAAGGAUAAACGUCUUCUUGAGCCUUAUCAGACUAAGGAUAUCGUGAUAAUGAAUAAUGGUUCUUUACUUUUUACGCGAGUCAACGAGAAUCAUCAGGGAAAAUACACAUGUACGCCUUACAAUGCUCAUGGGACUCAAGGUGGAUCAGGACACAUGGAAGUUCUUGUGAGAAAUCCACCAGUUUUUACAAUAGAACCAGAGCCAAUGUACCAGAGAAAAGUUGGAGAAACAGUGGAAAUGAGUUGUGAUGCUCAAGAAGCUGAAGGAACGGAAAAACCGACAAUCCAAUGGCAGAGAGGUAAUGGUGCUCCCUUGGAACGUAAUCGAGCGAAAAUUGUAGGGGGAAAUCUUACAAUAGAGGGACUUCGUCGGGGAGACUUUGGACAUUAUCAAUGUGUUGCCUCGAAUGAAGUUGCAACAAUUGUGUCAUCAACUCAAUUAAUUGUAGAAGGAUCUCAGCCACAUGCGCCUUACAAUGUCACUGGAACUCCUUCACAGUUUUCGGUGACGCUUCAUUGGCUUCCAGGUUAUUCCGGUGGUCCUGAUUACAAACAAGACUAUACGAUUUGGUAUCGUGAAGCUGGCACGCAAACUUGGAAAACUCCAAUACCAGUUACUCCUUCCGGUAGUACAUCAGUAACGAUCAAUAGUCUAUCGCCUGGAACGCUUUAUGAGUUUCAAGUAGUUGGGAAAAAUGCAAUCAGUGACAAUAUGACGAGUAAAAUAACUGCGAUAAGAACACUUGAUGUUGGGAUUGCACCGCCAGCAACAACUCCAAUAAAUUCUGGAGGUAUUACGUCAGAUCAGAAUGCUGGACCAAGGCCAGGACCUCCAAGAAAUUUAACAAUAACAGAAAUCAGUAAUGGGUUUCUUAUUACUUGGCAACAUCCUUUGGAGAAAAGUCAUCUUGUUCAAUACUACAAUAUCAAGUAUAAAACUGAUACUCAUUGGAAGGAUCUCAACAGAGGAAAAAUUCGUCCUGAAGAAACUAGUUACUUAGUGAAGAAUUUGGUUGGUGGAAGAACCUAUUACUUUAAGGUAUUCGCUCAUUCUGCAACAACACACAGUGAGACAGAGCAAGUUAAAUUUCCAGUACCCGCGCGUGUAAAACACAAGGCCAUCACUGCCGGAGUUGUAGGUGGUAUACUUUUUUUCAUCGUUGCGAUUAUUCUCAGCAUAUGUGCGGUUAAAAUAUGUAAUAAACGGAAACGACGAAAACAAGAGAAAGAACUGAUUUCAGCGUAUAAUCUGGUAGCCUGCCGACCUACAGAUGCCCGAAAUGGGGCCGGCCAGGGGCCCCACGGAACAGUGCCUUUGAAAAAAGUUAGAAAAAGCCGAGUACCAGGUCUAAGUCUUCUGCGAGAGAUACUGAAUCCAGACACCCCGGAUUCAUGCCGGGGUCGUCCACUUGGUAAAAUCUCACGAGCAGCUGAUGGACGCUUUGUGAUAGCGGACUCAGUACUGAGUUCAGCCAACAAUAGUAUCCUGGAUGCAUCAAGUAGUGAUGAUGGUGGUUUUUUACCAAAGAAGAGUCGACUUAAAUCAUCCUGGCGACGCCCACUUGUUGGAACCAGUCAAAUGAGUUUGAGAUCUGAUGGAAGUGGUGUUUCUGUAUCAAUGCCACCAGCUGCUUAUCUUGGAAUUACUAAUCCUCUAAUGAGACAGCCUACGAUAUGUACCAUAACUUCACCAGCCUUCUUUGCGAGUUCACCGAGUGGCGUUCAAGUUCCAUGGAGUCCAACGGUAUAUUUAAGUGAUUUAAGUUCUGUUCGACAACCAUCAUCAAUCGAGAGAUCCUAUCCAACACCACCAGGCUAUCACCAACAGUUGCGACAUCUUCAUCAACGUUACAGCCAAGAGCUGCCAUCAUUAAAGGCUAUUCAUGCUGAAUCCCAGCGAUUUGUACCAGUUCAUCCUCUUGCUACUUCAUCACCACCUCAACCUACUGGGAGACCUCGUGCUAGAUUACCACCAAGGCACGCAAGGCAUGCUCGAUCUGCUCCAGAGCUUGCAGCAUCACCUGAUCUUCAUGAAACAUCACCAGAAAGUCGAUCAAGUAGCUCUGGUUUCGGUAGCAAAAAUACUUCUCAGCAAAAUCAAAGUUCUCGUAGUGGAAGCACUGUGACAGAAUGGAGACCACCACCUUAUAGACCACCACCUCCUCCACUUCUUGGACGUUGGCUGGAACUCCAAGAUCAACCAGUAAAAAUAUCUCAUCAUGCUCACACUGCUGUUGAUGUUGGUAGCGUUGAUGGCCACUACGAAUUUGAUCCUGUAUCGUGUACUCCCACACCUACUUCCGCAUCAACACCUACGAGAGAAGAGCGACCGCCUGUUCAUCAUAUUCACACAAUGCAAUUACCCCACAUACAUCAAGUCCAUACAACAACGUAUCAUCAACCUUCGCGUUAUUCACGAGAUAGUAUUGAGGCUAGAGUGCAAGCAAUGAAGGCUGAGUUUCAUCAAUUUCGACAAAGACAAGCCAGACGAAGGCAAAGUGAACAUUUGGAAAGUGCAUGCUGAUGAUGUAUUGAUUGUGUAGAGUAGGUACUGGAUUAGAUAAAGAGGACCAAUGUAAAAUUGUCAUUCUGAUACAUAAAGUAUUAACAAGAAUGCAAGAAAAAAAGUGCAGUUUUAACAUUAUCUACUAA